GCAACAGCUCAACAGAAUGAGACGCUGUUGGCAGCACAUGGGAACAACCUGUCGGCUGUUUUUCCAACAAAGACAUCGUUAAUUCCUUUAUUUUUUUCGAAGCAUCCGAACCAUAAAAGAAAACAUGACAUCUCCUCAGAGAAAUCCAAAAGACCUCAAAACGAUGAUCAUAGACACCAAACAGGACAUGGACGAUGUCCACCAAGCCUUGGAAAAGCUGAGGGGACUUUCGCAUGACGAACGGACCGAGGCGGAUAUGCUGCGCUCCAGGAUUGACGAGCAGUCCAGCCUGAUCUGCAUCCUGAAGCAGCGGGCGGAUGAGAUGCUGCUGCGCUGUCAGGCCCUCGAGCGCAUCAACGGUGAGCUGGAGAUGCUUCAGACCGCCGUGCAGGCCGAAUUGGAGAGCGAGCGUGAGAGGUCAGCACAGCUGGAGAAAAGGUUCAUGGACCUUGCCGCCAACCACAGGGAGCUGAUCAGCUUCAAGGACGAGUAUAAGAGGCGGAAUGCCGAGUUGACCAAGGAGAACAGGAGGCUUCGGGAGGAGAAUGAGAAACUGUUCAGUAGGGAGCUCCAGAUGAAGGAGGAGACCAUCCUGAAGCUGACCCAUGAGCUGAGAGAACUCGCUGAGCAACACAGACACUUGGAGAAAGAAUAUCAGGACAAAACAAUUGGGUUCCAGAUGAAGAUAAAGGAGUUAAUGAAUCAGCAUCAGAUUAAAGAAGCUUCCUUGCAGGAUGAGCUGCACAACACUCGGAAACAGCUGAAGAACGCAGAGGAGAUGUGUGCAGAGAUGGAUCUGAAACUCAGGCAAAGUCUUGAAAGAGGCAUAAUGAAGGAAACAGAAACACAGGAGAAGCUUGAAGAACUCGUGAAAGAGAAGAAUGAGUUACUGGAGCUUUCCAUGCAAAGAGGGAAAAUUAUCCAGGAUAAACAAGUGGAAAUCCAGGAGUUGGAAAGGAAGAAGCAGGAAGCAGAACUUGCCAGAAAGGAUGCAGAGAACAGGUUUGAGAGGGAAGCUACUGCAGUGAAUGGGGAGCUGCGGGUGAAGGCACUCCAGCAUGCUCUUGAUCAGGCACAGGACACAUGCGGUGCUCUUAAGAAGGACUUUGAGGCAUAUAAAAAGCACAGCAGUGACUUGUUGGCAAAGGAAAUGGAGUUAAAUGCCAAACUUCGUCACAUGAUCAACUGAGCUUUCCAUCAUCCCAUAUCCAUCAACUCCAUCUGUGUGAUUAAAAAGAGCUGUUUGUCUGUCAUCAUAAUUGCAUGAUACAUGAUAGCCAUAGACCACUUAGAAAACCGUCUGAAGAACCAUUAUUUGCAAGGUUAAAAACAUGAAAUGAGACACUGACUAGCAUUUAUUGUUUUCAUAGUGAUUUUGCAAAACCAAAAAAUAAUGCCUUGAAAUAAAUUUUGCAUCUUAUUUGUUAAAUAGUAGGAAUGCCUCAGAUAAAUCAAAGAAGACAAGUAUGAUUAAACCAACUCGAACCAACUUUUCAACGCCUAUGCAAAAUAAUUCCUAGGGGAAAAAAUCCUAGGAAAAUAUUAGUGUACCUACUUUUAAAUCUUUAAAUUAUCAAUCAUUUAGAAGUGUCUCUGCUGGAGGGAGUAAGCUGAACCGUUGGUAAAAGCAGUAUUAGAAUGGGCUUGUCCUAAUUAUGGCGCAUUGUCAGUAAUUGUCCACUAGAGGGCAUUGCAAACUUGUUCAACAUGCGGUUAAUGUUUAGUAGAUAAUGUAAAUCUCCCAAAAGUAAAUAAAUAAAUAAAUACCUGCUUAUAUAUCUACAGAUAUACUUGUGCUUAGCCUGGUAAACGUGGUGUUAACACUCAAUAGUGGUAAGUUCAGAAAAAUAACACUUAGUAUAGGUCCAACAGCCUACACUUGAACUACCCUUAAGACUAUGCCUAUGAAAGAAUGUUCGAUGAGACUUUAUAUUCAUAUUGUACCGAGGUUAAUAAUUCAGCUUCAUUAAAAUGUAAACAUAAAAUGGUCUCCUUCCAUUUUUCAAGUGUUAGUUAGUAUUCCCAUUCAUAGUAGGUUUGGGAAGUUGACACUAACUGAUGUCUAACAGUCAUAGAUCAUGAAAUAAACUUGAUGAAACUGUGUUGAUGAAAUAAUACAUUAUUUACUGUCACACUUAGGAAUACAAUCCUACUCUGCAUAAGAAACAACUAAUAUGGUUCACCAGUAAAAUAAAUAAAAUUAAUGCAGUUAACUACUAACCCUGUACUAGUUAGUAUAAUAAUUGUUCUUCUAUAAGGUAAUGUCUGUAACAGUGAAUUAUUGCUGGAACACAACUAUAUAUGUGUAGUGUUAGGCUAAUUUAAGGUGUGUAGUUGACAAUGAACGUGUUCAAAUAAUAGUACUUUUUCUGAUGUUUGAAAAAUUGAAAAAACUUAGUAAUUUCAGGGUCAUUUUCAGUCUAAUACACAGGCAAAUAUCUCAGAUUACAGAGAAUUUAUACAGUUAACUGUAUAAUGGUCAGUUUUUCUGUGUGUUGGUGUUUUGUUAUGUGGAACAUCUGGAUGCUUUUGAAGCAGUGAAACUCUUGCUCACUGUCUCUCCAGAGCGCAGGUUACCCAUCAUCUUCUACACACUUAGGAAACCUCGCCUUCUGGAUCCUUUUUUUGUUAUUCAUACUCUAAAUUUUUUCAUUCAUGUCAUAUAGAAAUAUAAUUUCUAUAUUAACUUCUAAUAAUAUAUUUGUCAUUGGUAAUUUUAGAUGAACGUUUUUAGCUUUUAGUGCAUGAUAAAUUCUUUUGUGACAUCAGUGACUGGUAACUAUUAAAGUUUGUUACAAUGUCUACAUGUACAGGAAAAAAAAAACAAUGUGAUAUAUAUGGGUAUAUCAGCCUUUGUUCAGUGUAUUUUUGCAAAUACUGUAAUUUCAUUACUUUUUUCUAUCAUGACAGACUUAUUGAAUCUUUUUUUCUUGUAUCUGUGAUUAGAGCAAGUGCCAUUAGCUAACUAACCUCUGCUAAACUUUCUUCAUGUCUUAGAAAGUUAUAGUAAAGUAAAACAUAGUUUUGCAGAGUAUCCAGAGCAGCUUGCUAAAGUGCUUUAGUCCUUUACUCAGAAAUGUAUCCCUCACUAACAUAAAUAGGUUAGAGUCCAAAAAUACUUAAACCUCUUGAGAUUGUGUCAUGUAACAUUACUUGGUGUUCUGUGACUUUUUUCUGCCUUUUAUAUGUAUAUCUUUCUGUCCACAUAUGUUUCAGCAGUGUGUUGAAUGGUCACCGGCACAGCGUGGAAUCCUGUGCUGUCUCACGUGCAUAUGCAUAUCGUUGUCUCAUAUGUUGCAUCAGGUUGAGACAAGUUUGUGUUUGCAGCAUGAAUGGGAUUUCACCUGCCCUUUACUCCUUUGACCUCUUACUGGACAGUUUAAACCUACUAAAUUUCAUUGCCAUUGACUCCAUCUGACCUCUAUGACCAUCUGUUCCUCAGAAAUGCUGAGAAUGGCAUGCUUUGCCCCAUUCACCUUACACAGGAAUCACUGGAACUCUUCACAUUCAUUUAAAACAUUCUGCGCUGAUUCUGCUGUCAUGUCCACCAAAUGCGCAUUUGCUCUUACAUGUUUAACAAGGAUCAGACUGUUAAUAUGACUUUUCUGUCUGCAAGAACCAAUUCUAAUGGAAAUCUAAAAAGCAAAGUAUUAAAGCUAAAGAAUGACUGUGUUCUUUUUGUAUUCCUUAAGCUGAAUGAUUUGUAAUCUAGAGAACAUAG
Messenger RNA from Electrophorus electricus (electric eel), 3721 nucleotides. Its product is annotated as coiled-coil domain-containing protein 89. NCBI's taxonomy places the organism in Eukaryota, Metazoa, Chordata, Actinopteri, Gymnotiformes, Gymnotidae. The record is from RefSeq and is a predicted model, not a curated record.